GUUGUUACAAACAAAAAAAACUAGUGUUCAUAAAGGGUUUUGAUUGCCACCAUUUCUCCGAACGACGUCGUUUCGUUAUUGAUAUCUUUGAUUCAUCGACUGUGUGCGCGAAUUUGUGCAAGAGAAUUAGGGAAACACGUCUAAAACGCAGAGAGGAAAGGAAGAUGGAGAAAGAGAAGGAGAGUGUGAGCUUGGAAGGAGGGAAAGUGAUACUUGUCCCUUACAUGAAACAACAUGUUCCCAAAUACCAUGAGUGGAUGCAAGACCCAGCUCUGCUUCAAGCCACCGGCUCUGAGCCCCUCACUCUCGACCAGGAAUACCAGAUGCAGCUCACCUGGACCCAAGACCCCAACAAGCAGACUUUCAUUGUGUUAGAUAAGCAAUUGGUUGUGGGAGAGUUCAAACACGGAGAGGCCCAUGUGGAAGCCAUGGUAGGUGAUGUGAAUUUAUAUAUGAAUGACCUGGAUGAUCCCCAAUUGGGAGAGGUUGAAAUAAUGAUAGCUGAACCCAAAAGUCGUGGUAAAGGACAUGGGAGGGAAUCUGUCUUGAUGAUGAUGGCAUUUGCAGUUUUGAAUUUGGGAAUUCACAUCUUCCGUGUUAAAAUUGGAGAAUCAAAUGUUGCAUCUCUUAGCUUGUUCCAGAAAUUGGGAUUUGAGGAGACUUCUCGUAGUGAAAUCUUCAAAGAGGUGACAUUGGAGCUAAAUGUAACAAAGGCCAAGCAUGAGGAGCUACUGCAUUUGAUGGGUAGCUUGGUUAUGCAUACCAACUGUCAAUAACCUACUUAUUCAGGUUACUUUCCCAUAUCAUUAUCAAAUCAACUGUCACCCUAGUGCUUUGUAUGCCAAAAGGGUUUGAGGUUGCUAGACUGAACAGGCUACACAUAAACAUUAGAGCUAAACUAACACGUAAUGCCAUAUUGAAGAUCAAUCUAACUGGUCUGUUACUUCUCCUAUCCAUUUUCACCCUUUUUUAAUUUACUUAUUUCCUUA
Messenger RNA from Rosa chinensis, 989 nucleotides. Its product is annotated as N-acetyltransferase 9-like protein. The record is from RefSeq and is a predicted model, not a curated record. The transcript has 6 exons. Gene Ontology annotation, biological process: protein acetylation. Gene Ontology annotation, molecular function: N-acetyltransferase activity. Lineage: Eukaryota; Viridiplantae; Streptophyta; Magnoliopsida; Rosales; Rosaceae. The coding region runs from base 165 to 776 and encodes 203 amino acids.